Messenger RNA from Hyaloscypha bicolor E, 1944 nucleotides. RefSeq lists its product as uncharacterized. The transcript has a single exon. Bases 25 to 1788 code for a protein of 587 amino acids. Gene Ontology annotation, molecular function: protein binding. The record is from RefSeq and is a predicted model, not a curated record. Lineage: Eukaryota; Fungi; Ascomycota; Leotiomycetes; Helotiales; Hyaloscyphaceae.
CCCGUGCUUUUCCACUCCAGCACCAUGCCUCCAAAACGCCGCCGCUCAAGUGCUGGUGAGCGUACGGCUCACCCAGUAUCCAAAAGAACACGCACGCGGCAUUCUCUUGACCGCCUCUCGGACCUUUCAGACGAGCUCUUAAUUCGCAUUCUGCAUGACCUUCCCAUCUCCUCCCUCCUGCGAUGUCAGCGACUCUCCCACCGCUUCUAUAGACUUGCAGGAGACGCCCAAAUAUGGAAAAACCUGUAUUAUAAUCGUUUUGUGCUCCCGCGUGCGCUGAGAAUACCAGGCAUGCGGACAGCUCCAGAUGAAGCACUACAUUUCUCUUCAAGGAGGAGUAAAUGGCUGGAUGAUAAUACAUUAUUAAAUCGCAAAGAAGGCGAAGAGACCAACUGGAAGAGACAAUAUAAGUUGAGGUACAAUUGGAGUGUGGGGGCCUGCGAAGUCCAGGAAAUCCGUGUAGCGGAUCGCCCAAGUGUUCCUUCUAUGUUGGUUCGGCUGGUCGAAGGGAUAGUUGUCACUGCGGAUAAAGAGGAUGGGUUGAGGGCUUGGGAUUUGAAGGGGAAAAAGCUUAUUGCCACUUGUUCGCUGGGAGGGGAGGGUAUUCCUACCUGCCUUGCAGUUGACGAGCAGGAAUCACGGACUGGAUCACUUGGAAUUGCCCUCGGAUUUAUGGAUGGUGGGUGGGGAACCUGGGGUCUGGAUGUUGCGGAAAAGGUAUUCAAGAGGAACUACAGACGCCCCGCCUCAAGCAAUGGGAUUCUAAGUGCGGUAGCAUACGCAAAUCCCUAUAUUCUUACGAUCACGGAACGCCAGCUGUUGUCUUUGUACUCGUUUACUGCACCGCCACCCGUAGAAGAGGACGGCGGCCUAGGUUUGGAAACUUCAGCAGCGGCAACAGAGGAACCGGCAACUCCUCCACUGCAGCUAGAAGGGUCACCUCUCGAGCAACCACCACGACCUCGCCUCCUCGCUGCGUUAAAGUCGCAUACCUCGUGGCCGCCCUUGUCCCUCUCAAUCCGCACAACCACAUCAACAAUAAUCGCCUCAAUAGCCUACUCCCUCCCCACCUACCUCUCAGGGUACACCAUCGGCUUGCAAGAACUACACCUCUCCCCAGUCACCGGCCUCAUAAAAUCCUCGCGCCUCACCUCCGCUCUUCCGCAAGGAUUCUCCUCUUUGCUCUCCCCAUCCACUUCUUCGCCAUCUUCAGGAACCUCAACCCCGACCCAGAUAGUCUCCUCCAACGGACUUGGAGGGGGGUCCCGCCCAACUACACUAAGCUAUUCCCACCCCUACAUCCUCGCAACACACCCGGACAACACACUCACACUCUAUCUCUGCACCUCGACAGCCUCAUCGCUCGCCAUUACCCCAGGAACUAGGUUGUGGGGCCACACGUCCUCUGUCUCUUCUGCGGAGAUAACGCCAAGAGGAAAGGCGGUUAGCGUUAGUACUCGAGGCAACGAACUGCUUGUCUGGGAAUUAGAAGGUGGGUUGAGUUCGAGUUCAGGCUCGUCCUCUGCGUCCCAAUCGAAUAUUUUCGCCUCGGGGAAGAGGGGAAAGAGGUUAGAGGAUAGGAGUGUGAGGGUCAGGCCAGAAGCGAAAUCCACGACGUCGUUAAGGGGGAAGGGAGAGAUAGAGGGAGGGAGGGAAACGCAGAGAGAGAGAUAUGAAGAGGAGAUCGAAGAGAGGAAGCGGUGGGUGGGCUUUGAUGACGAGAUGGUAAUUGUGUUGAAAGAGAGCGGGACAGGAACGCAGGCAUUGAUAGUUUAUGAUUUCACUUGAUUGACGAAAUGGUUCACUUCUCGUCUUCAAUCAUACCAUAGUAUCAUUGAUAGGUAUCUAGAAAUCUAGAACAGCGUUUUAAGAAGGGAAGAUUUAGAGAAUAUUCAGAGAAUGGGAGGUGGUUGACUGAAUGAUUAAAUGUGGGGGUGUUUGUUG